AGUUCUGUUUUACAGCGGCGCGCUGCGUCACUGCCGAUGAGUUUUGCUGUUACAGCCUGGGGCUGUUUACCCUGUAUCGUGCUCUACGUAACACACAUUUCAGUUCGUGGUAAUACAGGUUCAAAGAGCCAAGACAAGAUGGAGGUUACGGAGUUAGUGGAGUUCUCGAACCUGACCACUAAUCUCAUCAAUAACUUGACGGAUGAUUGGAACCUGACGUUACCGACUCUUGCACCCAAUGUUUCAAUGGAGUUAGUGGAGUACUCUACCCUGACCACGGAUCGCAUCAACAACAUUACAGAGAACUGGAACCUGAUGCUACCGGCACUUGUGCCCAAACGUACCCCUUACUACAUAAACAUAACUUCAAAGGUGCCCAUAGAGUAUGCUAUGCCAAUGUAUGGUUAUGUGACGCCUUUCUUGCUGCCGAUCACCAUAGUGGCCAACACGCUGAUAGUAGUUGUACUCAGCAAGCGACACAUGCGGACGCCCACUAACGUCGUGCUGAUGGCGAUGGCUCUCUCAGAUAUGUUCACAUUGCUGUUCCCCGCCCCGUGGCUCUUAUACAUGUACACGUUCGGCAACCACUAUAAGCCUCUUACCCCAGUGGGGGCUUGCUACGCUUGGGCCUUCAUGAAUGACGUCGUCCCCACACUCUUCCACACCACGUCCAUCUGGUUGACCCUGGCCCUCGCUGUCCAGAGGUACGUAUAUGUGUGCCACACACCAGUGGCCCGUACAUGGUGCACUAUGCCACGCGUGCUGCAAUGUGUGGCAUGGAUAGUCGUCCUCGCAACCCUGCACCAGUUCCCCAGGUUUAUUGACAGAGUGUACGAGCCAGUGAAAAUCUCGUGGCGUGGACAGGACGAUGUCACGGUUUGUAAAGAACGUUUCGCUUACUGGGUGAAGCAUUGGUUGACUAUUGACGUCUACUUCACCUGGUAUUUUGGGUUCCGUGUGAUCUUCGUGCACAUGGUUCCCUGCAUCUGCGUAGUAGCACUCAACGUUCUGCUGUUCCGUGGUCUACGAGACGCCCAGCUCAAGCGUGACAAACUGCUCAAUGAAAAUCGUAAGAGAGAGUUCAAGAAGCUGAGAGAUUCAAACUCUAUCACGCUCAUGCUCAUUGUCAUCGUCACUGUCUUCCUGUGCACGGAGAUCCCGCUCGCUGUUGUAACGAUUCUCCACAUAUUGUCCUGCACUACCAAAAGAUUCCUGGACUACAAUGUGGCCAACGUCUUAGUACUCUUUACCAAUUUUUUCAUCAUAGUCAGUUACCCCAUAAAUUUUGCCAUUUACUGUGGUAUGAGUCAACAAUUCCGAGAGACUUUCAAGGAGCUGUUCAUCCGGGGAACAUUACAGGUCGCUCGCCGCAACGACGAUGGCAGUUCUGGGAGCUCUCACGUCAAUGAGCCCAGGUUUUCCGCAAAAGAGACUAGUUUGUAGUACGACCGUUCCGUAUGAUCAGAGCUUAGUGCCUGCUACCUCACUUGAACUGAUUUUUAACAUAUCUGGAUGCUAAGAGCCAUGUAUAGUCUCAUAACAGAAUCCAUGAGGAACCGAGGAUAAGUACCUACUGUAUUGAAGUUGCAUUGUAGAAUUUGACAAUCUAGAGUUUCUGCCGUUAAACAUGUUUUGCAUUGAUCUUUAUUGUUCCUGUAUCGCAUUAUUGUUUUCGUUUUAUUUCUGUAAUUAAAACAAAUGUCUUAUUCCUUAAUCACUUC
Homalodisca vitripennis (glassy-winged sharpshooter) is the source of this 1721-nucleotide messenger RNA. Its product is annotated as sex peptide receptor-like. The record is from RefSeq and is a predicted model, not a curated record. Lineage: Eukaryota; Metazoa; Arthropoda; Insecta; Hemiptera; Cicadellidae. Gene Ontology annotation, biological process: G protein-coupled receptor signaling pathway. The transcript has 7 exons. Bases 37 to 1443 code for a protein of 468 amino acids. Gene Ontology annotation, cellular component: membrane. Gene Ontology annotation, molecular function: G protein-coupled peptide receptor activity.